AGAAGGCGACUGGGUGAAGGAGGGAGUGAGACAGGAGUCCAUUCCUUAAGUCCUAACCGGAACCAAACUAGCUUCUUCUAGCGUCUCUUGCCACCAAGGAUGGUUAUUUAACCACCUUCUCCAAAAUAGGCAUUUCAUCGUGAUGGGCAGACUGGUUAACACUCUGAAAUCAAGGCUCUGUUGAUGUCCGAGCCAAACCACCGAGCAGCUGUCACCCCGGAAGGCCGCCGUUGCCGCUUGCCUCACCGGGUGGGGAUUUAACUUUCUCUCUUUUCUGAACGCAUGGAGGUAACCAACACGUAGCCGACCUUCCAGCCUCUGGUAGAACUUGCUGUCAUCCGCUAAGAAUGGAUUCCUCCUUGGGAAUCGGCAACGAGGAGUGCUUGGCAACUGUAAGAGGUCUGGAGCUGAGGGCUGGCCAGAAGGAGGCCAGACUGCUGUCACUAAUUGAACGCGGUGGCGAGUUUAUUCUGGGCGUGCUUGCCACCCCUGAUGCUGUUGUGGCUCGUCCGGUGGCCCAGCUGUCCAUACCUAUCAAUGGUAAAUUUGAGAUUGUGAAAGAGGCAGAGGAGGCGCUUCUCAUUGACUUCUCCCUAGCUUCUGGGCUCAGGAUACGAAUAAAAGGAGAUAAAGUCCCAGAGCUCCAGUUAGAACUCCAGGAUGAUGAGCGCACUCAGACUUUCCUCACGCAGGUGAUAAGCGCUCAACAACAAGUUCAGUUGAAUUUGUCCAAGCCCAGCGUGAUGCAUCCUGUUGCACAAAUAUCCCAAAGAGGUACAGUCCCCGUCCCACCUCAGAGAGGACACAAGGCUGCCAAUUGUGUGGACUCUGGAGUCAACCUGCCCAGUACGACCAGUGCACUGCCUCCUACCCUCAAUAGAAGCACAUCAACACAUCGGACUAAUGCAGCUCAGUCACUUGCCUCAGACUUUGGCUUUGAGGACAACUUCAAUCACACCUUGAAAGUGGAAGAAAAGAAGAACCACCAGAACAGGAUUGUGGCCUCAAGGGAUCCACCUCCUGUUCCUCCCCUUCCUCCCCGCAAAGCCUCCUUCACACCAUCUUAUCAGCUGCCUGCUACCCCUCUUCCUAAAGAGAGAGUUGUCUCCUCUCAAGCCAAAGACAACUCCUCCAGUGGCGUCAGCAGACCAGAUAGUUUUCGAUCGAGCUUCGAACGAGACAGGCCACCAUCUUGGUGUGACAGUCCCACCACAAACACUAUGAGGCAAGCCAUGUUCUCCAGCCAGGCAGGACAGAGAGAAUACCUCAUCAAACACCGCCUGGGAAAGAAGGAAAACGAAUAUGUGGACAUCCAGAACUUCAGGUUCUUCACUGGUACGUGGAAUGUGAACGGACAGUCUCCAGACAGCACCCUUGAGUCGUGGCUGUCUUGUGACGCAGAACCUCCAGAUAUGUACGCCGUGGGUUUCCAAGAGUUGGACCUGAGCACUGAAGCUUUCUUCUACAUGGACUCCUCCAAGGAGCAACUAUGGGUGGAGGCAGUUGAGAGAGGUCUACACCCUAAAGCACAAUAUAAGAGGGUUCGCAUCAUAAGACUGGUUGGCAUGAUGCUGGUGGUCUUCGUCAAUAAGAUGCACAAGAAUAACGUUAAAGAAGUGGCAGCAGAACAUGUCGGCACAGGAAUCAUGGGGAAAAUGGGGAACAAAGGAGGCGUGGCUGUGAGGUUUGUGUUCCACAAUACUAGCUUCUGCAUUGUCAACUCUCAUCUUGCGGCACACGUUGAGGACUUUGAACGACGCAACCAGGACUAUAAAGACAUUUGUGCUCGCAUGACCUUCCACCUACUGGACCACCCCCCUCUGAGUAUCCACAAGCACGAUGUGGUAAUCUGGUUUGGAGAUUUGAACUAUCGCCUCUUCAUGUACGACGCUGCUGAGGUCAAACACCUCAUUUCCCAGAAUGAGCUGAAAAAGCUUCAGGAGUUUGAUCAGCUGAACAUUCAGAGGCAGACCAAAAGAGCCUUCACUGACUUCAUGGAAGGAGAUAUCAACUUCAUCCCUACGUACAAGUACGAUUCCAGAACAGAUCGUUGGGACUCGAGCGGGAAAUGUCGCGUUCCAGCGUGGUGUGACAGGAUACUGUGGCGGGGCAACAAUGUCAAGCAGCUGAAGUACCGCAGUCACAUGGAGCUGCAAACGAGUGACCACAAACCGGUCAGCUCCAUCUUCAAGAUCGGGGUGAAGGUAGUCAAUGAGCAGCGCCACAAAAAGGUUUUUGAGGAGAUUGUUCGCGCCAUGGACAGAAUGGAGAACGAUUUCCUUCCAUCAGUGUCUCUUAGCAGGAGAGAGUUUACAUUUGAGAAUGUGAAGUUCCGGCAGCUCGAGAGGGAGCGUUUACUCAUAAAGAAUGACGGGCAGGUCCCCUGUCACUUUGCCUUCAUCCCCAAACUCAACGACUCACAGUACUGCAAGUCAUGGCUGCGUGCCGAGCCAAGCGAGGGAUUCUUAGAACCAAAUGAGACCCUGGAGAUCUAUCUGGAGGUCUACGUCAGUAAAGACUCCGUCACGCUGCUCAACUCCGGCGAGGACUCAAUUGAGGACAUCCUGGUGCUCCACCUGGACCGAGGCAAGGACUACUUCAUCACCAUCUCCGGCAACUACCUGCCCAGCUGCUUCGGCACCUCAUUGGAGACCCUGUGUCGAAUGAAGAAGCCCAUCAGAGAGAUUCCUAUCACCAAACUCAUUGACUUGGGAGAGGACAGCUUCACGGAGAAGGAACGGUCAAAGGUGAACUUUCUGAUGGGGGAUGGUGCAAGCACAGAGGACAAACCUCUCAAAAUCCCUAAGGAGGUGUGGAUCCUAGUCAACCAUCUUUUCACCAAGGCUUGUGAUCAGGAGGACCUGUUCCAAACACCAGGAUUAAAGGAGGAGCUGCAGGCCAUCAUUGACAGUCUGGACACUAGCAUUCCAGACACCAUCCCUGGCUGCAACCACUCUGUGGCUGAGGCUCUAUUGAUCUUCUUAGAGGCUUUGCCAGAGCCGGUCGUGUGCUACGAGCUCUACCAACGGUGCCUGGACUGUGCCCACGACAGCCGCCUAUGCAAACAGUUGAUCUCCCAGCUGCCCCGAUCCCACCGCAACGUGUUCCGCUACUUGAUGGCUUUCUUGAAGGAGCUCCUCAAGCACGCGCACAACAACAACCUAACAGCCAGCCUCAUAGCCACCCUCUUCGCCAGCCUUCUUAUCCGACCUCCUCCCAGCAUGGCGAGCCGACAGACAUCCCACGACCGUCAGAAAGCCAUCGACUUUGUUCUGGGUUUCCUGAUGGCGGGAGAUGAAGAGUAACUCAAAGUCACACCUCUUCAUUCUUUACAGUGUCUCCAUAGGAGCCAAAGAAGACAUUUGAAACCCGUCACAAACUCUCAUGUUAGAGAGCCCUGAGGUCCCUUGUUGGGCCUCCACUUGACCUUUAAUGCUUUUACCAAGUGUUCAUACAUAAACCAGUUUGGCCACUUGGCUGGAUUUACAAGCACUUUGGAGCGGUGUGCAAGGACCGGCGCCUCCAGACCAGAUUUGUCCUCCUUCCUAACCGACCCAGAAUGAACUCAAUCUGCACCAAAGAGAGCGGCGCAGAUGUGAAAACACUAUGUGUCAUUAGCUCAGUAAGAAAUGAUUAGUCUAGUGUACCUCUCAUAGAAGUUCCAUUUAUUUUUGGACAAACUCUUUACUUUUCAUGCAUUGUCCGUUUUAGUUGAAGGGGUUCAGACACCCGCUAGAACUACCUGUUAUUUAUACAUUUCCAUUUCAACGUCACUGUUUGCACCAGAUGAUCUAGAGCAGUGUUUCCCAACCUUUAUGGAGCCAAGGCACACGUUUUACAUGAGAAAACUCUCAUGGCACACUGCCAAACAAAAAUGUAUGAAUGGCAACAGUUGGCUACACAGAUUAAAUAUGUACCUUCUGCCACCGAGUGGCUCAUCGACUCACAAAUGAACAAAGAUACAUUAUGUCUAAUAAAUGGUAAUAUUUGGACUAAUUAAAUGAAAUUGAAUAUGAUAGUGUGCUGCAGCACACUGGUUGGGAAUCACUGACAUAUUUUGUCUUGAAUGUUUGCUGUGUUUUUCUUUUGGGAGCCUUACAUCAAGUUUGUCCUGUUCCUCCGGAGUUAUGAAACACGUCUUUUAAUUGAUACACUGACUUCCUGCUUCAACAGUGCAACCUGCUGUCCCCAAGGCUGUAAAUAGUGAAUGUUGACCUGUGGUGUGGUCGUUUGCCGUCAUGAAUGGUACUAUCUAUAUUGCGUGUCUUUUGUGCAGACGCCUCAUCUAAACACGAGUCAUAGUUUUGACUUCCUGCCCGCCUGACAGUUUCUGUGAUGUGUGAUGCAGCGUAUUUGGGAUCAGGUUUUGCAAGGUUUAUUGGGUGAUUGUAGGAUGUGUUCUACUUCUACGCUGUACGUCAUACGCCAAUCAGAGACAGUGUUUUAUAACAGAUGACAAAUGAAUGGAAAAACACAUCCUAUCAUCUGCUUGUAAGUCCUCAUUCAUGCUGGUACGGUUUUGCCUUGUGAUGCUCGCUGCGGCUUCAUCUUAAAUGUGAGCACAUGACGCAACUGCUGACAAUCACGCAUGCAGGCCUGAUGGUGCUCCUCUUUUUUUGUUCACUUUCGGUUUCAUGCAAUUCACAGCCUGUUCGGAAGCGUUGCAGCUUGUUUCUAUCCGGGAGAGACAUGUUCCAAUCGUUUUCUGCCCUUGUGCUUUACAAAUUCCACAAUCUCGCCUGAAAUCAAAAACCUCAGUGCUGUCCUAAGUCAGUGAAUCAUCUGUAUUUAUGUGAGUUCUAGUGCAGACACACAAGUGGUCACCAUGUGCUCCUUAAUGAAGGUACUCCUUUCAGCUUCUUUGACUUUUUAAUUUAUUUAACGGAAAUAAAAACAUUUAAAUGUC
Molecule: messenger RNA, 4906 nt
Organism: Dunckerocampus dactyliophorus (ringed pipefish)
Lineage: Eukaryota; Metazoa; Chordata; Actinopteri; Syngnathiformes; Syngnathidae
Gene: ocrl
Product: OCRL inositol polyphosphate-5-phosphatase
Exons: 24
Coding region: 348-3305 (985 amino acids)
Biological process (GO): signal transduction; phosphatidylinositol dephosphorylation
Cellular component (GO): cytoplasm; membrane
Molecular function (GO): phosphatidylinositol-4,5-bisphosphate 5-phosphatase activity; inositol phosphate phosphatase activity
Source: RefSeq, a predicted model, not a curated record